Messenger RNA from Vicia villosa (hairy vetch), 742 nucleotides. RefSeq names its product cytochrome b5-like. The coding region runs from base 117 to 515 and encodes 132 amino acids. NCBI's taxonomy places the organism in Eukaryota, Viridiplantae, Streptophyta, Magnoliopsida, Fabales, Fabaceae. The record is from RefSeq and is a predicted model, not a curated record. Gene Ontology annotation, molecular function: heme binding. The transcript is spliced from 3 exons. Gene Ontology annotation, cellular component: membrane; intracellular membrane-bounded organelle.
AACUGCCUAUUACCAACACCAACCACAUUUUUGUUUCUGCUUUACAUUCUCACCAACUACCAACCCUUUUGUUCUUCUUUACUUCAAACACUCUCAAUUUCACUCAUCACUCAACAAUGGCUGCCAAGACCUUCACUUUGUCUGAAGUCUCCAAGCAUAACACUCCCAAGGACUGUUGGCUAGUUAUCCAUAACAAGGUUUAUGAUGUGACAAAGUUCUUGGAGGACCACCCCGGUGGCGACGAUGUCUUAGUGUCUUCCACAGGGAAAGAUGCAUCCGAUGAUUUCGACGAUGUCGGUCACAGCAUAACCGCAACAUCGUUGCUGGACGACUUUUAUGUCGGAGACAUUGAUUCAUCGACCAUCCCUUCUAAGGUUGAGUACACUCCUGCAAAACAGCCUCACUAUAAUCAGGACAAGACGUCCGAUUUCAUCAUCAAGAUCCUCCAAUUUCUAGUUCCGUUGUUCAUCUUGGGCGUUGCAGUUGGUAUUCGUUUCUACAACAAAUCAACAUAAUCAUUUAAUCCGCAAGAGGACUUAAAAUUUUUAGCCGCAUUUGCAAUAAAUAUGUUAUUUUUGACUGUUGAAAGAAUUUGCAGUAUCAUUCUGUGCUUGUUUGGUUUUUCGUUGUAAUUUUUCUGUUAAAGCCCCAUAUUGUCUUUCGCUGUCGUUCAUAUGGUACUAGAAUCGGAACAGUUUUAUGGAGUUUUCACAGUAUAAAGUUUUGGUCUGGUGGAGUUUAA